Messenger RNA from Notolabrus celidotus (New Zealand spotty), 3037 nucleotides. It is a transcript of the gene gabrg2, whose product is annotated as gamma-aminobutyric acid type A receptor subunit gamma2. Gene Ontology annotation, cellular component: neuron projection; GABA-A receptor complex; synapse. The record is from RefSeq and is a predicted model, not a curated record. Gene Ontology annotation, biological process: synaptic transmission, GABAergic; signal transduction; gamma-aminobutyric acid signaling pathway. NCBI's taxonomy places the organism in Eukaryota, Metazoa, Chordata, Actinopteri, Labriformes, Labridae. Gene Ontology annotation, molecular function: transmitter-gated monoatomic ion channel activity involved in regulation of postsynaptic membrane potential; GABA-A receptor activity; benzodiazepine receptor activity.
CUGAGAAAAAGGACGAGCGUUCGGCUGGUCUCGAGUCUCACCGCGCGUCCGCCUCGGGUCCAGGUCUGUGCAGGACCCGCUCCUGCUAACGUGCGUAAUGUAUCGUAGAGAGGGAACACAGUAAAUAGACGGACACGUCCAUCUGCACUGAAGAGGAAACGAAGAUGGUGAUGAUGAUGGCUUCACCACAUUUAGCCUCCAGAAGCUCGACAGCAAUGGCGAAGCCUGCCCUCCCACUGAAGCUGUUCCUCUGGCUCUUUAUUGUCGUUAGUCUGCCCACAAGCUCCUUCCAGACUGAUGACGACGAUGAGGUUGCUAACAAGACGUGGGUGCUGACUCCAAAAGUGUACGAGAGUGACGUCACGCACAUCCUCAACAGCCUACUGGAUGGAUACGACAACAAACUGAGACCUGACAUCGGAGUCAAACCGACGGUGAUCCACACGGACAUGUUUGUGAACAGCAUCGGCCCAGUUAAUGCCAUCAAUAUGGAAUACACCAUCGACAUCUUCUUCGCUCAGACCUGGUACGACAGGCGGUUAAAAUUCAACAGCACGAUGAAGGUCCUGCGCCUCAACAGCAACAUGGUCGGGAAGAUCUGGAUCCCUGACACCUUUUUCCGCAACUCCAAGAAGGCGGACGCUCAUUGGAUCACCACGCCCAAUCGCAUGCUCCGGAUCUGGAACGACGGCCGGAUACUCUACACCCUCAGGUUGACUAUCGACGCCGAGUGCCAGCUUAAACUAAAACUUCCCAAUGGAUGACACUCGUGUCCCCUGGAGUUUUCAAGCUACGGCUACGAGGGAGGAGAUAGUGUACAGUGGAAGAGGAGCUCAGUGGAGGUUGGAGACAUCCGGUCCUGGAGGCUGUACAGUCUCCUUCGGGGUCUGAGGAACACCUCAGAGAUCGUGAAGACCGUCUCAGGAGACUAUGUUGUGCUGACCGUCUUCUUCGACCUGAGCAGGAGGAUGGGUUACUUCACCAUCCAGACCUACAUCCCCUGCACCCUGAUUGUGGUCCUGUCCUGGGUCUCAUUCUGGAUCAACAAGGACGCUGUCCCUGCUAGGACAUCAUUGGGCAUCACCACCGUCCUGACCAUGACCACGCUGAGUACGAUCGCCAGGAAAUCCCUUCCUAAAGUGUCCUACGUCACCGCCAUGGACCUGUUCGUGUCCGUCUGCUUCAUCUUCGUCUUCGCCGCGCUCAUAGAGUACGGCACGCUGCACUACUUUGUGAGCAACAGGAAGCCGAGCGCCAAAAAGGACAAGAAGAAGAAAAACCCGCUCCUCCGGCUCUUUUCCUCAAAGACACCCACGGUAGACAUCCGCCCACGCUCGGCCACCGCCAUCCAGAUGAACAACGCCACGCACAUGCAGGAGCGGGACGAGGAGUACGGCUACGAGUGUCUGGACGGGAAGGACUGCACCAGCUUCUUCUGCUGUUUCGAAGACUGCCGCUCGGGAGCCUGGCGGCACGGGAGGUUGCACAUCCGCGUCGCCAAGAUAGACUCGUACGCACGCAUCUUCUUCCCCACUGCAUUCGGUCUCUUCAACCUGGUCUACUGGGUCUCCUAUCUCUAUCUCUAGGCCUGGGUGUGUAUCCGGCCAGCAUCACACCGUUCAUUACAUUCUACAUUACGCUCUGUGCCGGCGAGGGACAUUCUGAACGAGGGGACCCACUGCAACACAAGAUGGUUUAAUUUAAAGCAUUUUCCUUUAACUCUUGGGUUUUAAUCUCUCUGUGUUUCCAGUCAUGUCGUUCGGUAUCAUGACAGACACUGCAAAUGUUGUAGCACUACAUAUAACUGGUAUGAGGAGGUGUGUAGAUGUGUUGUGGAAGCAUUGAUCGUGUGAGAGUCUUGGGUUUUUUUUGAUUUGGGACUUUUUUUAAAUCACCUGUUUCUCAAAAGGAGGUUUUUACACAUUAAUUUGAUUCAAUGCAUUCCUUCCACCGUAAAUAUGAAGCAAUGCAGAUCACAGCAGACACAUCCAUGAGAGAAAUAUCAACCACAAUAACUACAUUGUGUUGUUAACUAUCUUUCCUUUCACACACAGAAAAAUCUGACGCACUUUAAGGGAGCUUUGUUAGACGGUCACAUGACGCUUCAUUUGGAUGCUGGUUUAUUUGAUUUAACUCAGAAGUGUUGGCACAAUGAAACCUUUUCUAUGUGUGGUCAGAGAGAGAGAGAGAGGAUGCUGUUUAUGAACAAUGCUCAACUGUACAGACACUGUAUAUAUUUUACUAUUACAUAGUGGUUUACAUUUAUUGCAUGCACCUUUCAGGCCAAAAAUCAACAUGUUUUACGGUCUUCUAUCGUUGGCUAUGGAAACUACAGAAAAAGAGCACUGUUGAUUAUCAUUCAGGAUUUCAUUCUACUUUUUUCUAGGAAAAACUGAAAAAAAAAAGAAGAAAAAAAAGUGCCCAGUUCAUCCUCUUGAGUUGACUCAUCUUUGCAUACAAGUGGAGAAACAGAGAAUAACAGGCCAGACGACUGGUGUCAUCGUUUCCCUCGCAGCCAUUAGCUUCCUGUAUAGACAACUCUGACCUCUCACCCGCUCCUCCACCUGCUGUUAAAAGCAUUUCCAUAAAGACAGACCGCUGUGUAUUUUUGUUAUGCAAGCUUUUUACAGGGACGCAGAUUUAAACAGAACACAAGUUUAAAAAAGAGAGGACUCUUCCUUUAACGUUUAAGGAGGGGAUUCAGAAGUCUCUGCAACAGGGCGGAUAAAUACAAAUAUGAAUCUAUAGAAAUGAAGUUAAAGCUUUAUUUAAAUAACAUUUGAUUUUAUGAGGACACACUCUGAGAAUGUUGAAUAUCACAGACAGAGGGAUGAUUCAGAGGCUGGGCAGGAACUCGUUGAUUGUUUUGGUGACACAAACUUUCUGUUGAAUUAAUGCCUGAUUCAUGAUGAGUUCAUGUCUGAGUUAUUGUAACAUGUGUCAUUAAUUAUUCCUGUUUCUCACCUCUAAUGAGGAAGUCACUCUGGCUUCAUUCAUUGAGUUUGACUUUCAAUCAAUCUUUAUUUGUACAGCGCCA